AUGGCUGUGGCAAUUGCCCUCAUCCUGGCUGUGCUGGCUGUCCAGCAUAGGCUGAAGUGUGAUCAUGAGAUAGAUGUGGCCACAUCCAAGCGGAUGCAGCAGUGUGAGGAGUAUCUGCAUCAGGAAAUGAUUGGGCUGCUGCGGGAGAUCGAGCGGAGCAGGUCUUUGGCUGUGUCCACCCCAUUGCCAGUGCAGGGCCUGCCUGACACGUGCAAGGAGCUGCCUGGAGCUGGACACCACGAGCAGCUGCCAGCAAGGCACUCCAGCAUCCAUGUGGUGCUGGAGGGCAGGUGCUCGAGGGAGCAGCUGCUGGGGGAUAUUUUGUGCUUUCUCCACCAUCCCGACGACAAGCUAUGGAGGGAUCAGAGCUUGUACCUCCUAUGCACCCUCUGCACAUGCUCCUACUUAGGCUUGGAGAAAAUCACCCGCUGGGUGCAACAUUUGGUGAGAUCAGCCUGGCUGCUUUUGCCUCAGUCACACCACUGCCAGCUAAUGGUGCUGCCCUCCUCCUGGUCCUGCAGGUUCCAGCUGACAAGCACCUCCAAGAUGAACAUCUUCACUGAGAUGAUUUUUGCAGUGCAGCAAGGCAGCUCAGGCACCUACCUGAACCUUGAGUAGGUAGAGGCCAGCUUUACCAGCAGCACAUGAUGGCCGGAGAGCUGCACUGUUGUUGAGAUGCAGCUUUUCAGACUCAUGGUGAGGCACACCCAGCAGGACAAUUCCCAGCUCAGAUGUCUGCAGCUCUGCACCCGUAUCCUUGUGGUCACAGGCUUUUCCACCCAUGCCUGUGACCCUGAGGACCUACUUUCCUCUCACGCUGGGGGGGCCCGGGCAACAAUUUCGGACACUGGGACAGAGAAUCUGCUCAUCCCAGAGACUGCCUGGGGAGUCUGUGCCACAGAUCUGAGCAUGGAGAUGACACUGCUCAAGAAGAGCUCAGCAUAACUGGAGUUAGGGGGACUCUCCCCUGGUCCAGCUGAAGAUGCCAUUGUAACUGAGGCUCCUGUUACCACCUGUAAUGGGAUGGGACCACCUGUCCUGUUGGAAAGAGUUGAUCCCCUCUGGGACCUUUAGGCGAUGCAAA
Harpia harpyja (harpy eagle) is the source of this 1084-nucleotide messenger RNA. Its product is annotated as inositol 1,4,5-trisphosphate receptor-interacting protein-like 1. The record is from RefSeq and is a predicted model, not a curated record. NCBI's taxonomy places the organism in Eukaryota, Metazoa, Chordata, Aves, Accipitriformes, Accipitridae. Bases 1 to 618 code for a protein of 205 amino acids. The transcript is spliced from 3 exons.